CACUCAGUUCAGGAAGAGGGGUUGAAGUGAGGUGGGGAUGAGAAAUCAUCAGUUAGCUCACUGCUAGCUGCCUAUUGGAGCUGACUGCCGAUGUGUUAUGAGCUUUGUAGCUAACAACAGUAUAUUAUUUUAGUUUUGAUAGGUGCAACGAUGACCCUCUGACACCAAGAAUGGACAUAAGUUAACAAUGACGGGGGAGAAAAAGAAGAAAAAGCGGCUGAACCGCAGCAUUCUUCUUGCAAAGAAAAUUAUAAUAAAAGAUGGAGGAAGUCCUCAGGGGAUCGGUGAGCCCAGUGUUUACCAUGCUGUGGUGGUCAUCUUCCUGGAGUUUUUUGCAUGGGGUCUUCUUACCACCCCAAUGCUCACGGUAUUACACCAGACAUUCCCUCAACACACAUUCCUGAUGAAUGGGCUGAUCCAUGGUGUCAAGGGUCUAUUAUCAUUUCUGAGUGCUCCGCUGAUUGGAGCGCUGUCAGACGUAUGGGGACGCAAAUCCUUCUUGCUGCUAACGGUCUUCUUCACGUGUGCACCAAUUCCACUGAUGAAGAUCAGCCCAUGGUGGUACUUUGCAGUCAUCUCCAUGUCCGGCGUCUUUGCCGUCACCUUCUCUGUGAUCUUUGCCUAUGUGGCCGAUAUCACGCAGGAGCAUGAGAGGAGCACAGCAUACGGUUUGGUAUCCGCAACCUUUGCGGCCAGCCUGGUUACCAGCCCGGCCAUCGGAGCCUACCUGUCUGUGACCUACGGCGACACCUUGGUGGUGAUCCUGGCCACAGCCAUUGCCCUGCUCGACAUCUGCUUCAUCCUGGUGGCCGUGCCGGAGUCGCUGCCUGAGAAGAUGAGGCCAGCAUCAUGGGGAGCACCAAUCUCCUGGGAACAGGCAGACCCCUUCGCUUCCCUACGUAAGGUGGGCCAGGACUCCACGGUGCUCCUCAUCUGCAUCACAGUGUUUCUCUCCUACCUCCCCGAGGCCGGCCAGUACUCCAGCUUCUUCCUCUAUCUCAGACAGGUCAUAGGCUUCUCAUCAGAGACGGUGGCGGCCUUUAUCGCUGUUGUGGGGAUCCUCUCAAUAAUAGCCCAGACGGUGGUGUUGGGGAUCCUGAUGCGCUCCAUAGGGAAUAAGAACACAAUCCUGCUCGGACUCGGCUUCCAGAUCCUCCAGCUGGCGUGGUACGGCUUCGGCUCUCAGCCCUGGAUGAUGUGGGCUGCUGGAGCUCUUGCAGCCAUGUCCAGCAUCACUUUCCCUGCCAUCAGCGCCAUCGUGUCCCGUAAUGCAGACCCCGACCAACAAGGUGUUGUCCAGGGGAUGAUUACUGGAAUUCGGGGCCUCUGUAACGGUUUGGGCCCUGCUCUUUACGGGUUUGUCUUCUACUUGUUCCACGUGGAACUGACCGACACAGACGGCGCUGAGAAAGGUGCCAAACCCAACAUGGCCAACCCCACAGAUGAGAGUGCCAUCAUCCCAGGUCCUCCCUUCCUGUUUGGUGCAUGCUCAGUGCUGCUGUCCCUGCUGGUGGCCCUGUUUAUCCCAGAGCACACGGGGCCCGGCGCGAGGCCCGGCGCCUAUAAGAAGCACAGCAACGGGGCACAGAGUCACUCCCACAGCCCUCAAGGCAGCGGGGCCGAGGGCAAGGAGCCGCUUCUGGAGGACAGCAGCGUAUAACCACAGCUAAGGGGGGCAGACAGCGCUCCAACCCAACACCCCCGCACACAUGGACAGCUACACACAUUUUACCACAUGGACACACACUCACCUCAGGCACACAUCAGACUCAAGUGCCACGAAGAGAUGUUUGUGUCCACGGCACAAAAGUGGGCACUCCUUCCUGAGCAGCCCUUUUUUCAUUUUUUUUAAGCAGGGUAUUGUGAGGACUUUCUAAAGGCCCUGUAUAAAGAGAGUGUGUUGAGGAUUUAUUUUUUUGGGCUGCAGUGGAAAGGUGUGUGUGACUUGGCUGAGCUGAACUCUAAUCCUUGGUUUCUAUUAAAGCAGUAACGGAGAGCAAACAACAGCUUUCCUCCCCUCCUGGUGCAAAACCAACCAAAGUGAUUUGGUUUAGGAGUGAGAGUGGGGUCGAUCUCAAAUGUCACUAAAAUCCCUGUGUGAUUCUUCAUAUUUCUCUGUAGCCAGUGAAGUGGCAACUUUGUCUGUUUGUCCAACAAGGGUGUAACAAACGGUUAGUUGAGCAUUUGUCUAAUGGUCUUUCAUAAGCUAACUUCUGUUGCUUGUGAAUGCAGCUCUGUUAAAGCAUCCAGGAAGGGAACACAGUCCUUCCUCUGACUGCACAGCAGAAAGUGUACACCUGCAAAGGGGAGUCUCUGCAAACCAGUGUUGGGACAGGCGCUGCCUAAUCUAGGUCAGGAUGGUUCAACCAGUUCAGAUAUAAUAAGCUUUGUAAAACCACACUUUGUUGAAACAUCACACUUCUAACAGAUGUGUGUGCGGGAGAGAGACCACUUUAUUAGCUGAAACUGUUUUUCAAUGUUUACUUGCCAUUCUCUAGAUUAGUAGUACAGUUUUGGGUUGUAUAUUUUUCUCCGUUCAAACUGAAGGCUAGUUGUGCUAAAAGUUUUUAUUAAAGAAACAAAUGUUGCCUCAAAGUGACUUAAUAUAUAUAUAAAUAUAUAUAUUAAUUACGCAACCUGUAUGAAGACCGAGGUCUGAGAAGGCUCUGUAAUCUUACGCUAUCGCUCCCAUCGGAGCCGUUCCACACUUUUUAUUCCUUUUUUUUGUUUUCAUGCCCUUCCUGUUGCGUUGUUUCCUGACAUUUAUCACCCUCAUGGUAAAGGCUUACAGAACCAUGGUUUCAUUUUAAAAGCCUCUGGAACAUUUUGGAGCUAGAGAGCGUUGUGAUCAGCGUGUCAGUGUCUGCACUGACUGUUAAUGAGGAGUCUUUGAAUUAAUAUCAUUAGGUUAAACAGAAUAUCAUUCAUGCUGCUGCAGUAGAUGAUUCAAAGGUUAAGUGUGAUGUAAUGAGCAAUGAAACGAUUACACAGGAUCCCUGGCUCUUCAGCUGCCAGACAAACGGUAAACAGGCACUGCACAAACUAUAAUGGACAGAGGGUUGAACAUUUAGAUGUGAAGCACCUCAAGGAAGUGGCUUCAGAGCCGCUCUGUACACGCCUGCGCCACCUAUAGGAAAAGAAGUAGUUCAAAUGUAUAAAAAGAAAAAAUGUUUGUUGCCCCCUACAGGCAAGGAAGUUAACAUCUACUCCCGAGUUUAGUAGAUGUUACAGCUGCCGAUUAUUAUUAUUUUUAAAGCUGUUACGAGUGUUUUUAAAGUUUUACAUGUUGGAGUAAAAAUAUACCAUCUUUAAGUGUCACUCCAGGUUUAAGAUUCAAAUAUAUUCAUUCAUAAAAACAUGGAAAUAACAAUGCUCGCAUCCAAAUCAAGCAAUGGCAAUUACCAAAAUAUAGAAAAUGAAAACGACACAGAACUACAAGGACCUUUCAAACGGCACAACGACAGACUAGGAUUAGAAUUACACUUCACGUCCUUCCUGCUACCCUCCAGUGAAUACUAAAUAUAUCCGCCGCGUGAUUCGGAUGCGCUCCAAAAUGUCAUGAGUUCUUCCUUGGUCCAUGCUACACCCUUCACCAAGUGUUAAGAAAUUCGGGCCCGUCGUUGGAGCACAUCUGUCUGCUGUUACCGUUCCUGCCAAUAGGUGGCGCAGGUUGAACAUGAACUGCUGCAGCUCCAUCAUUGGAAACCUGUUUUGGUGCUUCGCAUCAGUGACACUGUGUUCCCUUUUGUUCACAAACAGCAUGAGCAACUGAUAAAUUAUCCUAAAAGUUAAUUUAUAAAUGCUUCAAGUGCAUUUAAAUGGCCAAAUUACAGCCUGAUACGGAUUAGUAGCUUAAUGCUUUCAUGCUGUUUAACAUCUAUGAAAAGAAAUGUAUGUCAUAUAUUUUGUGCCAAAUUUUUGUUUGCUUUUUCAUGCAGUGUGUGUGUGUGUGUGUGUGCGUGUGCGCUUGCUCACUUGAGUGAUUUUGAAUAUUUUUCUUUGUUUUGUUUUCUCUUGUCUUAAUUUCUGUGGUUGAAGAUUUAAGUUUUAGCGCUAUAUAUUUUUAUAGCUUUUUUUGAAACUUAAAACUUUAUCGAGUCAUUUUUAGUAAUCUUUUCAACAUUCUGGCUACAUGGUGAAUUAUCAAAUGUCCGUCUGUCCAUUUCACAGUCUGAAUCUUCAUUUAACAACGAGCAUUUCAACGUGUUUAGUUACAUUUGAUAUUUCUCCCAGAUUUAUCAGUAGAUAAAAACAGGUCGCUGAAUGUUCCCAGCCGAGCUGCACAUGUUGACCACACUAUACCCUCGACAUUUUGACUUAACCUGUCAGUUAUUAUUUCAGAAGGGGUGUUACUAGGCAGGAUUGGUGUUGAUUUAAUCUCUAAAUAUCAUACUUUCUUCUUCAUUUAUCAUUUAUUGGACCAACACAUUGGUAAACCCGUAAAUUCAGAUCCUACUAAAAUUGGUAAGAUUCUGCACCAGCCCCGUGUGCACGCGUACAGCUUCCAAGCAGACGACUGUAAAUGUACAAACGUCACCUGUACGUACAGCUACUGUAUAUAUUUAUUGCUCAAGGAGACCUCUUGGUCUAUUUGGUUGUAUGGUGCAAUUAUUAUUAUACAUUUCUCAAGACUUACCUGCUAGCCACUCCUGUUUUUAGUACGAUGUGGUUUGUGGCCUGAACCCCCCCCUCUCUGUGUGCCUAAAAUUAGCCAAGAAAUGAGUAUGGCAACAUAAGUAAAUGGUGGUUAUUAUGUAAAUAUUGGAAACUAAUGACAAACUAUUUAUUAAAGGUUUAUUGUACAAUGAAA
Messenger RNA from Cottoperca gobio, 4810 nucleotides. RefSeq names its product major facilitator superfamily domain containing 14A2 (gene slc71a1-2). Bases 188 to 1660 code for a protein of 490 amino acids. Gene Ontology annotation, cellular component: membrane. Gene Ontology annotation, biological process: transmembrane transport. The record is from RefSeq and is a predicted model, not a curated record. Lineage: Eukaryota; Metazoa; Chordata; Actinopteri; Perciformes; Bovichtidae. Gene Ontology annotation, molecular function: transmembrane transporter activity. The transcript is spliced from 12 exons.